Molecule: messenger RNA, 581 nt
Organism: Rhincodon typus (whale shark)
Lineage: Eukaryota; Metazoa; Chordata; Chondrichthyes; Orectolobiformes; Rhincodontidae
Product: probable E3 ubiquitin-protein ligase DTX2
Exons: 1
Biological process (GO): Notch signaling pathway; protein ubiquitination
Cellular component (GO): nucleoplasm
Molecular function (GO): zinc ion binding; ubiquitin protein ligase activity
Source: RefSeq, a predicted model, not a curated record
AGAAUGAGGCGAGUUAGGAGGCAACUAUAUGCUCAGUCAUCUGCACCAGGACAAGGAUUGUUAUGGCAAUGGGAAAAUGAUGAAGGUGGCUGGACGACCUAUGAAAUGACCAUUUCCAUUUUUAUAGAGGAUUGUCUUGCUGCAAAGCAUCAAAUAGUGGACUUGGGGCACUACGGUUACAACUACAUUGUGAAUUUCGCCAGCUUGUGUCAGAUAAAUAAAACUACUGGGUUCAGAAGACGAGUUCAAAGACUUUCUGAUGCACCCUAUCCAUCAGCUGUUUUUGGAUCGAUCCAUGGAAGUCAAAUCUGCUCUUGCAAUCAGUGUUUAGCUUAUACUGGCUCUGGACCUAUUUCAAAUCGUAGUCGAUACACUGUUUCCAACUUGGCAGGCCCUUCUACUCAGCUAAGUUCGAAUAGAUCAUCUCUAAUGAUGUCUCAUAACCAUGGAUACUCCCCUUACAUCAAGAGACCAGCGUCAGUAGGUCCUAUGUCUUUUGGAAGUCCCAGUCGGCCAGUUACUACAGCAGCUACUCCAGGUCAAUCUACAACCUAUAGCUCUCAGUUCACCAAUAGUUCAAG